AUGGGUUCGAGUUCGAAGCCGGAGCGUUAUGAUUCCCAGUCACUACCCGAGAGAAACUCGUUGAACAGUGAUAAUAUCGAGCACGAAGGCGAUAUUCUCACUCCAUUUACCUAUCAAUGUAGGGUUUCAAAGUUGCAGUAUUUUAAGAUGUACUUGCUCACUAUUACAAUACUCCCUUUUCGUGCUUUGAUAGUUGGUUUCCUUUUCAUUGCUACACUUCUCGUUGCAAAUAUAUUCACGAUUGGAUAUGGCUCGAAAUCUCAAGUAAAACCUAUCUGCGAUUUUAGAAGGUGGCUUAUUCUGCCGAUCGUACGUAUGUCUGCUCGACUUGUCUUCUUUGUCGGGGGAUUCCAUUGGAUUAAAAUCCAAGGGAUACGUGCGUCACGUAAAGAAGCGCCUAUUAUAGUUAUUGCACCUCAUUCAUCCUUCCUUGAUGCUCUUGUUGUUGUGGUUCUUGGCUUGCCAUCCGUUGUUGGGAAAACGGAGUCCGCGGAAUCCUUUGUUGGUGGAUUUGUCAGGAUGCUCCAACCCAUUCUGGUUAACCGAGAAGAUCCCAAUUCCAGGAAGAAAACAAUUCAAGAGCUUAUUCGUCGUGCAAAAUCAGAAGAGAAUUGGCCUCAGAUUGUUAUUUUCCCGGAAGGCACUUGCACCAAUCGAAGCUGUAUUGCAACGUUCAAACCAGGGGCUUUCAAUGCAGGUGUACCAGUUCAACCAGUAAUCGUUCGCUGGCCAAACAAAGUGGACAGCGUGACUUGGGUCUGCGAAGGUCCUGGUGUGUUUAAAUUACUAUGGUUGUUGCUGUCACAGUUCAACAAUAGAUUGGAAAUCGAAUUUUUACCAGUUUAUCAACCAAACGAAGAUGAACAAAUGGACGCUCAAUUAUAUGCUAAUAAUAUCCGUCGGAUCAUGGCAGAACAUUUGAAUGUCCCACUCUGCGAUUUAUCUUACGAUGACUUCUGUCAAAUCAGAAUAGCAUUCAAGUAUAAAAUACCAGGAUAUGAAACAGUAGUCUAUUUGAACUCCUUACUCCAAAUGAUGUUUGCACUUGAACAUAAUUGUGAUUUGAUAACGGAUGAAGAUAAACAAGCGGAAUGGUUUCAAAUACGUCUUGAAAGCAUGCUUGGUGUAUGCCGACGUAAACCGUACUUAUCACGAAUAGAAUUUACUCAAACUCUAUUUCAAACAAGUCAACCUAAUUCAAAAGCUAGUUAUCUAAUCAAUUUAAUUCUGAAAUAUUAUAAUGAUCCAUCAUCAAAUAAUCUGAAUUUUCGUAUGUGUAUGGUUCAUACAGCUAUGCUACUAUUUCCAAAGUUGCCCCAUCAAGCAUUUUACUAUGCUACAAAGGCAUAUAAUCUGUGUACUUCACAAUCUGAUGUAAAUGUGGCCAAAGAUUGGGAAAUUAGCCGUUCUGAUGCAGCGGAGUUAUUGGGUUUUGCGUUCACUUUAAAAAAUGACGAAACAGUUAAUCUUAUUCUUGAUCGUGCUUACUUGAUACAUAAAUCUACUCAUUCAGAUAAUUCAUCUAAUGGAAUUAGUGGGGAGUACUUAUAUGAAGGCCUUUUAUAUCACCUGCCGGAUGUAGCUAAUUGUUAUGCUCAUUUUGAUGCAGAAAUCAACAAAGUUUUUGGUCGUCAUCGUCGUUCACUAAUCGACUCAACUUCUACAUCAGAAAGUGAUCUUAAUGAUUUAAAAUCAACACAUUCUGUCCCUGUAGUUAAUUCUUUGAAUGCUACAAGCUGUCCAGACAUUACAACUAUCUCAAAUAAAAAAACUGAAAUAUUGCCCAAUCAUUUUGAGUGCAUUGAUGUUACAGAAAUUCCACCAAUUGAAACUAAUAAUUAUUCUGAAAAAUUAAGAGAUAAUGUCCACCUAGGCAACAGUCCGCUCAGAGAUGAUCAAAGUAUUAACUUUCGUGGGCGUUAUUCUGAACGUGGUAUGUCGUCAGCAAUGGCAAAAAAUCAGCAGUCCAGUAAUAUCGUAUCAAUGGAUAUAGAAGAAAACUCAAAUGAUAACGAUGUUUUUCUAGAGAAAUGUAUUUCAUUUGCUGAAAUCACCUCCACUGACCGAGCACUUGGAAUGAUGUAUCUUCAAAAUUAUAACUGGGAUCUAGAGCUUGCCGUGAAUAAAUACUUCUUAACACAACAGAAUAGUUCCACAAGUAAGAAACAAAAGCGCAAACGAACUUAUCAACAAUCAAAUGAACAACCGACUGUGAUCGAUCUUACUAAUUCUGAUGAUUCGUGUAAUAAUAGUUUGACAGAACAAACAGUAUCAACAACUAGAACUGAAUCAAUUGAAAAUUUGCCAAUAUUCAAUGUUUUAUCAUGGAAUAUUCAAGGUUUGGAGCCAGCAAACCUAAACAAACGAAUGAUGUCUGUAGUGGAGACGAUAAAGAAAGAAGAAUUCCAUGUGGUUUGCUUACAAGAAGUUAUACUUGUCUGUUUGGAAAUUCUCCGUGAGAAGCUAGAGUCAACGUAUGAUAUUUUUUCUGCUUCUGAUCAUAACUCUCUAUGGGAUUAUUUUGUUGUCAUUUUAGUUAAAAAGCAUCCAAAUAUAAAGGUUGACGCGGAUUCUGUUAGUAUUCAACCAUUUCCUAAUUCUGUAAUGAAUCGUCAUCUGCUAUCUAUUGAUCUGAAUUUAUCACAGUUUCUAUCCAACUCCAGUGUAGAAUUAAAUCUACGAAUAUUUACUACACACUUGGAAAGUUGUGCAGAAUAUUCUGGUGAACGAGUGACUCAAUUGAAAAGUGUUUGGGAUACAAUGUCCAGUUAUGUCAAGUGCGGCGAUUCUAAAGCUCGUUUAAACAAAGGCCGUGCAAGUAUAUUUUGCGGUGACCUUAAUCUGAGGGAUUCAGAGGUCAGCUUGUUAGGUGGCUUACCUUGUGGGAUACAUGAUGUAUGGUAUGAAUGUGGACGUCGCCAUGAGAUAAGAAAUACUUGGGACCCUAUGCACAACCUAAAUGCUCGACGUCAAUUCAGAGGUAUUCCUCGAGCUCAUAUGACUUUCCGAUAUGAUCGCAUGUAUGCGUUAGGCUCCAGAUUAAAAUUCGUUGAUUUUGGCCUUCGUGGAAUCGAAAAGGUUAAGAAUCUUCCGUGUUUACCUUCUGAUCACUGGGCUAUACUUGGUCGAUUCUUAUUAACUGCGGAUUGUUUGUGUCUUGCGAUACGUACCUUACCGAAAAUCCACAACACGCUGAGGAAAAACAUCGCAGACUCAGUGUCUCAGCAACACAGAUGGUUUGCGAAAAGUAAACUGGGCAAAGUAAUAACUCCUGAUCCCUGGAAAGCUGGUGCACGGAACACAGUCAGUGGUGGUGGGAGGAAACUUAAUGAAAAUAAACUACUAACUAGUUCCAAAAAUCGAUUUAGUCCUUACUCUAAUGCGUUCCCAAGAUGCAGAAUAUGUGCUCAAACCGUACAUCAGCCAGGUUCCUAUUACUGUCAACAGUGUGCAUUCAAGAAAGGCAUUUGUUCGAUGUGUGGUGUACGUCUGGUUAAUACAACGCAGUAUAACCAGUCAGCUGCCUAG
This is a messenger RNA of Schistosoma margrebowiei, 3528 nucleotides long. NCBI's taxonomy places the organism in Eukaryota, Metazoa, Platyhelminthes, Trematoda, Strigeidida, Schistosomatidae. The record is from the annotation of a GenBank genome assembly.